AUGAAAUUGGAAGUGCAUCAACAAAGAACAAUGCAUCCAUUGAUGCAGCCAGAAGCCAUCUUCCUAAAUAUCGCAAUAUUCCUGAGUCCUUAUUUCCAACUAGUUUACUCCAUGGUAUUUUGUGACAUGGAGGAUAAUGGAGGUUGGACUGUACUCCAGAUUAGAAAUGGUUUAGAUUCCCUGAAUUUUCAAAAAAGUUGGGCUGAGUACAAGAAGGAAUUUGGACAUCCAAGCUGUGAGCAUUGGCUGGGACUGGAAAACAUUUACUCAUUAACUAACCAGGCAGACAAAAAAAUUAAACCUUGUGUAGAAUUAAAGGAUUUUGAAGACAACAAUGGACAUGCAGAAUAUUCUGAAUUCUGGAUUGACAAUGAAACAGAAUUUUACAGACUUCACCUGGAUUACUCAGGAAAUGCAGGUGAUGCUUUCAGAGGAUCAGGAACCCCAGAAGAUGAUCAAAAUGGUCACAUGUUCAGUACUUAUGACCAGGAUAAUGAUGAUUGCAAACCUUGCAUCUUUGGUGACAUGGCAAUUGAAAGUUGUAGUGCUAUGCUUGGUAGUGGAUGGUGAUUCAGUCAAUGUGGAAUGGCAGAUUUAAACGGGGAUUGGCAUUCCAUAGAUAACAAUAUUGGCUGGCUGUCUGGACUAAAUUGGAAAACCUGGAAACAGGUGCCGUAUUCAUUCCAAGGCAGUAAGUUAAAAGUUAGAUCCGUGUAA
Stegostoma tigrinum is the source of this 717-nucleotide messenger RNA. RefSeq names its product angiopoietin-related protein 5-like. The record is from RefSeq and is a predicted model, not a curated record. Lineage: Eukaryota; Metazoa; Chordata; Chondrichthyes; Orectolobiformes; Stegostomatidae.